AGAAGCAGUGAAUAGAGAAAGAAACCACAAUAGUUGUGAUCUACCAAAUCAAAAGGCUUAGUGUGUAUACUUAUGUAAUUAACUAAUAACAAUAAGCUAGCUAAUAUAUAAGAAGAAGAAGCACAAGUGGCACAUGGCAUGCACAGCAGUUGGGUGCCUCAUAAAGCUUCUCCCAACGGGGACAAUGUUCGUCUUCCAUUUCGUGAACCCCAUCCUAACAAACUCCGGUAAGUGCAGCAGCGCCGCCAACAGGGUCCUAUCCGCCACUCUUCUCGCGAUCUGCGCCUUCUUCUGCUUCUUCUCUUCCUUCACAGACAGUUACAUCGAUCCAACCAACAAAAACCGGAGGCGCUACGGAAUCGUGACCGCCAAGGGACUCUGGACUCUUCCACUUGAGAAGGCCGAGAUCAAAAGCGUUGACUUGUCACGUUACAGGCUGAGGUCUGUGGACUUUGUGCACGGGGCGUUGUCGAUGGUGGUGUUCGCGGUGCUGAGCCUGCUUGACAGAAACACACUGCAGUGCAUGUACCCUGGCUUUAAGUCGACGGGGAACAGCAUGGUGCAGGUGAUUCCGUUGGUGAUUGGAGUGGUGGCCGGUUCGGUUUUCAUGGUGUUCCCUAACACACGCCAUGGAAUCGGAUACCCCAAGCCUGAUGGUGAUGAUCAUGAUUCUAACAUCGUCCCCCCACAAACCCCACCCCCUAAAUGCGCUACUAGUAUUUAGUAUGCGGUGACAUCUAUGGUGGCAUGGGAUUAAGUGGUUAAACUCUUAAAGGUGGCUAAAGUUUGACCGAUUAAUAUUGUAAUGAUAUGUGGUAAAGAAAAUCUUUUUAUUGAGUGGAUCAAUGUUGCAUCCCCUGUUACGUGGGCUAGUAUGGAUGGAUCAAAACGUAAAAUGAAAAAUUUGGUUGGAUGUUUAAAAAAAAAACAAAUAAAUGAAUAUGAUAUUU
Messenger RNA from Arachis duranensis, 950 nucleotides. RefSeq names its product protein DMP2-like. The transcript has a single exon. Gene Ontology annotation, biological process: endomembrane system organization. NCBI's taxonomy places the organism in Eukaryota, Viridiplantae, Streptophyta, Magnoliopsida, Fabales, Fabaceae. The coding region runs from base 134 to 724 and encodes 196 amino acids. The record is from RefSeq and is a predicted model, not a curated record.